AUGAGGAACGAAAUUGCGGCGGUGCUCCUUGCUGUUGGCUUGUCCACGGCCAGCCCAUUUGCUCAUGAGUCCCACAAGCGUGAAGUGCCCCAGGAGCAUUCCCACAACCACUAUCUCGACCUUGUCCGCACGUCCCUCAAUCUGAACAAUCCCAAGCAGAUCGCCGACCCUGUCUUUGGCCUCCUUGGAAACGCUGCAGCUGCGGGCGGGGCCGGACAAGUCACCAACCUCGAUUGCUUACAGCAGGAAACGGCUGACCAAGCUUUCACAAAUGCCAAACAAGCCGGCGACCUUGUCGGUAUGGCGGGGGCGCUGGUUUAUCGGGCGCUCGAAAGAAACACAGGUAGUGUAGGCCUGGCAAGCGUCCUUUGCACCGAAACUGCGACCAAUCCUGAGAUUGCCGCCAUCUCUCAGCACCAAGACCCUGCUUCCGCCAACGCUGCUUCCGUCAACAAGGGGAUCACACUCGCCCUUGCUCAACAGCUGGCUGGUAUUGGUGUUGAUCCGCUCCUGGCUCUUGAGGCCGGGACCUUUGCUCCAGGUCAAAUUGGUGAUCCAACUGCCCAGGGUAACAGUUGUGACACUGCCGAUGAUGAACCUGGCUGUAUAUUCAGUGAGAAACUCCUUGUUUUCGAUGCCAGUGAGGAGGAAAUCAGUUCCGCUGUUGCCGGAAUAAGCCAAACAUUUACCGGAACUGGCGUGAUCAGCGCAACGAAUAUUGAUUUAGCUGCUCUUCCCGUCGCUUCGGGGGCCGGGGAUGUCGCAGUAUCCGCGCCCGCUACUGCCGCUGCUGUGGCGACUUCUGCGAGCGAAUGCGUCGUGGCGUCUUCCACUGCUGCCCCAGCCGGUUCUUGCACGGUCAUUACCACCACGGUCGCCGUCAAUUCGGGCAUGUCUACUGUGGUGACCAGUGCUGCUACUGCAGCUACAGCUGUGGCUGCUGGAUCUGGUGUCAAUAUCCAAUCGUUCACCGGUACCCUGGGUGGCUCCCCGCCUCCUGUUGUCUCUGGAACUGGUGACCGCCCUUUCACUGUUAAGGGCGACACCUUCGUGAAUGCUGCUGCCGCGCUCCAACGCUCAUGCUCCGCUCAGCACAACGCCUGUUCCAAUGCCGCCAACAGCGGUGCUCUUACUGGUGGCCAACAGCAGUGCGAGACCCAGGAAGACGAGUGUAACGCUUUUGACGGGCUUACCAAGAAACACAAACGCGCUCUGGACUUCGGCAGCUGUGGCAACCCGACUAUUUUGUUCGAAGCUGGACUUGACGGCCGCAAUACCGAGGCGUUUAUCGCCGAAGACCAGACUGAUUACAACCAUGGCUCUGCUCUGAACAUUGCAGUGAUUGCUGGAUUCAUCUGUCAGAGACUGGGGUCUCCUUGCAACGCGCCAGCGGACGUGCAAGCGAGUUGCACCAGCGCCAGUGCUCAGGCAGUGGCGACUAGCCAGAACCAGGCGGCUGCUGAUGUGUUCAACAGUAUUUUGGGCGUCGGGUCUGGGGGUGCUGGACAAGUGACAGAUGCCGCGGCUGCUGUUUCUGCGACGCCAGCAGCCACUGUCUUGACUAUCACAACUUGUGCAUGA
Cladophialophora carrionii CBS 160.54 is the source of this 1581-nucleotide messenger RNA. RefSeq lists its product as uncharacterized. The coding region runs from base 1 to 1581 and encodes 526 amino acids. The record is from RefSeq and is a predicted model, not a curated record. The transcript has 3 exons. Lineage: Eukaryota; Fungi; Ascomycota; Eurotiomycetes; Chaetothyriales; Herpotrichiellaceae.